GUGCUCUCGGAACUCCAUUCCCCGCCGGCCCCCGCGGUCAGGCUGUGGCCCCUUCCUGCCGGGGUACAGGAAACCGGGCUGCCCCGAGUUCCGAGGCUUGGGGAAGGUUCCCACCUUGCCCCCUGAGCUCUGGAGGCGGAGGGCCUGGCCUGCUCAGCAUUUCACCCGCCAUAGAACUUUGAAAAGUGAAGGCCGUGCUCCCACACCCUGCCGCUGCUUUGCCAGCUCGGUCUACGGAACAUUCCAAAUCCUUUGUUGUCAUUUCUACAGUCUUCACAGCACCCUCACCAGGAGGCGAUUUCUUCAAAUCUGAGAUGCUGAUUCAUCUCGAGACACCACUUUCCCUGCUGGUCCCUAAGAAGCACGCUCCUCCGUUCAGAUCUGCGUGAGAUCGCAGCACCUCAGUCCCGUGAUCAGGCUCCACUUCAAUUCUCGCUCUCUUGCGGUCUCCACCACGUGUGCAGCCACGUCCUCCACCGGGGUCUCGAACCCCUCAGCCCUGCGUGGGGUUUACAUUAACUUCUUCCAAACGCCCCUUAGUGUUGGCAUUUUGACCUCUUCCCGUGAGUGUUCUCAAUGGCAUCUAGAUGGUGAACCCUUUCCAGGAGGUUUUUCAUUUACUGUGCCCGGAUCCAUCAGAGCCGUCACUCUCUAUGGGAGUAUAGCCUUGCGAAAGGACUGACUGCUGCAGUGCUCAGAGGCGGAGGAAAUGGCAGACCUGGACAGCGAUUCCAGGCAGCUUCUCGCCCCCGAGGCGGACCGUGAGGUACAUCCCGGGCCCAUGAAUAUCCAGUUUGAGUCAUCAGAUCUAAGGCCCAAUAGGCCUUUCCACGUGGAGCCCACCACCGUCCUCAGCGUGAGUGGCGUCCUGCAGCGGGUCAGCGACCGCGCCUCGGCCAUGAACAAGAGGAUUCACUACUACAGCCGGCUCUCGGCCCCCGCCGACCAGGCGCUGGUUGCCCCGGACCACGUGGUCCCGGCCCCAGAGGAGCGCUACGUGUACAGCCCGCUGGGCUCCGCAUACAAACUCCAGAGCAGCCCCGAGGGGUCCGGGAAGAACACCAGCCUCGUGACCAUUUUCAUGAUCUGGAACACCAUGAUGGGGACCUCGAUACUCAGUAUUCCUUGGGGCAUAAAGCAGGCGGGAUUCACGACCGGGGUGUGCGUCAUCCUGCUGAUGGGCCUGCUGACCCUGUACUGCUGCUACCGGGUGCUGCGGUCACGAGCCACGAUCCCGUCGGUGGACACCACGGCCUGGGAGUUCCCCGACGUCUGCAGGCACUACUUCGGCGCCUUCGGGCAGUGGUCCAGCCUGCUGUUCUCCCUGGUGUCGCUCGUCGGAGCCAUGGUCGUGUACUGGGUGCUCAUGUCUAACUUCCUGUUCAACACCGGGAAGUUCAUGUUUAAUUUUAUUCAUCACAUUAAUGACACAGAUGCGGCACUGAGUACCAAUGAUAGCAACCCUGUGACCUGUCCGAGCGCCGGCAGCGGCCGUCCCGACAAUGGCUCUGCCGUCUUCUCCGCCAACACCACGGGCCUGCAGCAGUUUGAGAGGUGGUGGGACAAGUCCCGGACGGUGCCCUUCUACCUCGUAGGGCUGCUCCUGCCGCUGCUCAACUUCAAGUCGCCGUCCUUCUUCUCCAAGUUCAAUGUCCUGGGCACAGUGUCCAUUGUCUACCUGACUUUCCUCGUCACCUUGAAGGCUGCUCGCUUGGGGUUUCACUUGGAAUUUCACUGGUUUACGCCAACAGAGUUUUUUGUACCAGAGAUGAGAGCUCGGUUCCCACAGCUGACCGGCGUGCUGACCCUCGCUUUCUUUAUCCACAACUGUGUCAUCACACUCCUGAAGAACAACAAGAACCAGGAAAACAAUGUGAGGGACCUGGCCGUGGCCUACCUGCUGGUGACGCUCACCUACCUGUACAUCGGGGUCCUGGUCUUCGCUUCCUUCCCGUCACCGCCGCUGCCCAAGGACUGCAUCGAGCAGAACUUCCUGGACAACUUCCCCAGCACUGACGUCCUGUCCUUCGUGGCGCGGAUCUUCCUGCUCUUCCAGAUGGUGACCGUGUACCCGCUCCUGGGCUACCUGGCUCGGGUCCAGCUGCUGGGCCACGUGUUCGGGGACCCGUACCCCAGCAUUUUCCACGUGCUGGUCCUGAAUCUGAUUAUUGUGGGAGCUGGCGUGAGCAUGGCCUGUCUGUACCCCAACAUCGGCGGGAUCAUAAGGUACUCGGGAGCCGCCUGCGGCCUGGCCUUCGUGUUCGUCUACCCGUCCCUCACCUACAUCCUCUCCCUCCGCCAAGAGGACCGCCUGACGUGGCCCUCGCUGCUCUUCCACGCCCUCCUCAUCGUCCUGGGCCUGGCCAACCUGGUGGCUCAGUUCUUCAUGUGACACUCCUGCCGCGCCCGGUCUCCACCCCGUGCGCCAGCCACCGCCGCGGAAAACCUGAGAACAAGGGCAACAGCCACCCACUCGCCCCUGAGCCGCGUGGCUCCGUGCGGGGAGGGGACGGUGGGGACGCUCUGUCUCCACCUGCCUCCUGUCACUCGCCUCCUCACUCUCACUGAGUCCUGGGCGGGAGGCGUGCCCUUGGGAGCGUCACGCUGUGUUGCUUUUAGAUGUGAGGUGGGCGGUGCGUUUGGCGACAACGAAGACUCUCAGGUGUCCCCGCCGGGACUCGGCUGUUCCAGGGCUCACUGCACUCCCUGCCGUUUUGUCACCUGAUAGACGAUGGUUGCAGUUUGCCUAAACCUUUACUGUUUGGGACAGUAAACCAAAUACCUCAUUUUCUAAAAAGACGUCUCCGUGGCAUCAGUGUUAAUAGACUGAAUUUUUAACCAUGAAAAAAGAAAGAAAAAGAAAUGUCACGAGGCCCCACGGCCACGAACUUUAUACAAAAUAAAUGAACUAAUGGAGUU
Myotis daubentonii (Daubenton's bat) is the source of this 2919-nucleotide messenger RNA. It is a transcript of the gene SLC38A9, whose product is annotated as solute carrier family 38 member 9. Gene Ontology annotation, molecular function: L-amino acid transmembrane transporter activity. The record is from RefSeq and is a predicted model, not a curated record. NCBI's taxonomy places the organism in Eukaryota, Metazoa, Chordata, Mammalia, Chiroptera, Vespertilionidae. Gene Ontology annotation, biological process: amino acid transmembrane transport. Gene Ontology annotation, cellular component: lysosomal membrane.